AUGUCUCUGCUCAUGAUAACAUGUCUCUACCUCAGACUUGUUCGACUCAAUCGUUAUCAUGUCUCUGCAGAUACGUUGAAGAGUUUCAAGGACAAUAAUGGGCAGUUCAUUCUUUGUGGAGUAAACAAUGAUAAGCAUGGGAAUAAUAUUAAGGAAGAGCAUGUGAUGAGAAUUAUGCUCAAUCUUUUAAGAGUUUCGAGUGUGGCAUAUCCUAGAGAAAUCCUUAUGGAAGAGGCUAAAGUGUUUAGUACUGAAUAUCUUGAAAAGUUAUUAGAAAAUUUAGGAGAUACAUAUAAGAGAAGUUUUUUGAAAGAGGUGGAAUAUGCCCUUGUAUAUGAAUGGCCUCGUACCUUUACUAGAUGGGAGGUUGAAAGACAAGAGGAUUUUAGAGCUUGCAAAAUUGGAUUUCAAUAUUCUACAAUUUCAGUACAAGUUGGAGAUGAAAAAACUCUCAAGUUGGUGCUCUUUUGGGCAGUUAGUUCAAUAGCUGAACUGGAGCUUUCUAGUAGUAGACUUGCUCUGGAAAAAGCCACAACCAUCAUCACAAUCAUGGAUGACAUUUUCGAUGACUAUGCAACACUUGAGCAACUCAAAUGUAUUACAGAGGCCAUUGCUCAAGGUUGGGAUGUUUCUAUUAUAAAAGACAUUCCAAGAAACCUUAAGACAUGUAUUGAAUUUAUUUUCAAAACAGUUCUUGAAUUGACAAGUGAUGCUACCGAAAAGCAAGGGCAUGACAUGAUGCCUUUUGUUACAAAAGCAGAUGAGAGACUCCAUGGAAAGACUGCCUAG
Molecule: messenger RNA, 789 nt
Organism: Cryptomeria japonica (Japanese cedar)
Lineage: Eukaryota; Viridiplantae; Streptophyta; Pinopsida; Cupressales; Cupressaceae
Product: alpha-humulene synthase-like
Exons: 6
Coding region: 1-789 (262 amino acids)
Biological process (GO): diterpenoid biosynthetic process
Molecular function (GO): terpene synthase activity; magnesium ion binding
Source: RefSeq, a predicted model, not a curated record